CCUGGUUGAGCAGCCCGCUUGCGCUGCUUCGCUGCGACCCAGCCCUUCCGUGGACAGAGCCGCUUGAUUCAUGUGAGAGAUGAUUCACGCCCCACAAUCCAGGGAGUGAGGGCGGAACAGGAAUCCCUCUCUUCACAUCCAUAAUUCAGCGCUGCUGUCUUUUCGUCCUGCUCUUUUUGCUUCUCCUUCCUUCCUUCCUCCUACUACAACCGCUGUCGUCGCUGUGGUUACAGCUGCCACUGCAUACAGUAGCUACCUGAGGUAUCUGUCAGGCAAACCUGGGGCUCAACUUUCAACACUCAGGACAUACAUAAUGGUGUACGAAGUCCUCUACCGUCUCUGCUAAAACUGUCUCUAAGUCUUCAUUUACCUGCUGUUUCAUCAAGGCCUUGGAUGUUCAACCACAAUGUAAAUAGACACGGACAGUUUCCCUGCAUCAACACCUGUAGGCCAUGAGCCCUAGAACAUCAAUCAGGACCACGUCUUUUUCAGUUGGGAUUUAGCCGUGCCGCCAUCCCAGACCGGUCUUCGACGCUGCGGCGGUGGCCAGUGGUGGUGGUGGAGGCGGUGGAGGAAGGACCUUCAUGCACCCAGACGAAGGGAUUUACUUACAAACACCCACUCCGCCAUGAGGCUAUCCACCACCGCCUGUCUCUGUCCCUUCCUGAUGUGCCUCUGCUUUAUUCAGAGGUUCUCUGGGGCUAGCCACCUCUCCAGCUCCGCCAAGGUACCGGCCAGGAACCACACCAAACUAGCCAAUGGCGAGACAGAGGUGCACCACAGGCCUAAACGGGGCUGGAUCUGGAACCAAUUCUUUGUUUUAGAAGAACACAUAGGACCGGAUGCUCAAUAUGUGGGAAAGCUUCACUCAAACUCGGAUAAAGGGGAUGGAUCAGUCAGGUACAUUUUGAGUGGAGAAGGCGCUGGAACUAUAUUCAUCAUUGAUGAAGUGACGGGAGACAUUCACGCCACCAAAAGUCUGGAUCGAGAAAGGAAGUCACACUAUGUCCUGCAUGCACAAGCUCUCGAUCGCAACACCGAAGAGGCUCUGGAACCAAAGUCAGAAUUCAUCAUCAAAGUCCAAGAUAUCAAUGAUAACGCCCCCAAAUUUCCAGAUGGACCCUUUGCAGCUACUGUGCCUGAGAUGUCUGCCCUGGGUACUUCUGUGUUCCAAGUUACUGCAACCGACGCUGAUGAUCCCACCUAUGGAAAUAGUGCAAGGGUUGUCUACAGUAUUCUUCAGGGACAGCCAUAUUUCUCUGUUGAUCCCAAAACUGGAGUCAUCAGGACUGCCUUAGCCGAAAUGGACCGGGAAGCAAAAGAACACUAUGCUGUAGUCAUUCAAGCCAAAGACAUGGCAGGGCAGGUGGGAGGAUUGUCCGGUUCCACCACCAUCAACAUCACGCUGUCAGAUGUCAAUGACAACCCACCCAACUUUCCCCAAAAAAACUACCAGCUCUAUGUGCCAGAGUCGGCACAAGUCGGUAAACCUGUGGGCAAAAUCAAAGCCAAUGACGCGGACGUUGGCGUUAAUGCAGAGAUUAAGUACAGCAUCAUCAACCCUGAGGGAGCAGCCAUGUUUUCCAUCUCGACCGACAAAGACACCAGAGAGGGGGUUGUAGGCCUCAAAAAGCCACUGAACUACGAGAGAAAGAAGACUUACACUCUUCACAUCGAGGCGGCGAAUACAAAACUGGACUCCCGUUUUUCCUACUCUGGCCCUUUCAAAGACACCGCCACCCUUAAAAUCACUGUAGGAGAUGUGGAUGAGCCCCCCGUCUUCUCUAUGGACUAUUACAUUAUGGAUGUGUAUGAGAACGCUGCGAUUGGCACAGAAGUGGGGGCUGUAACAGCCAGGGACCCCGACAGCAGGAACAGUCCAGUCAGGUACUCCAUGGACAACAGUGUGGAUGGAGUGAGGUACUUCAGCAUAGAUGAACAGAGAGGAGUCAUAAAGACGACCCAGACCCUGGACAGAGAGGACAUGCCCUGGCACAACAUCACUGUGAUGGCCUCGGAGGUUGAUAACCCAAGCCUCCUUAGUCAUGUUACCGUUACAGUUCAGGUCCUCGACGUCAAUGAUAAUCCACCUGAAAUAGCCACUGAUGAAGAGGUUAUUGUUUGUGAAAGCUCAAGGCCAGGACAGAUAAUCCAAACUAUCACUGCAUUGGAUAAGGACGAUUUUGCAAAUGGAAAGCGAUUCUCCUUCGCUUUGCCUAGCGAAAUACCGGUUAAUCCCAACUUCACCCUGAAGGACAAUGAAGACAGCACGGCCAGCAUCAUAGCCAGACGGCGGCGCUUCAACCGCUUGUCCCAGGAGCUGUAUGAGCUACCCAUCGUGGUGUGGGAUGGCGGCGAGCCCUCACUGAGUGGAACCGGCACGCUCACCCUGCGCGUGUGCCCGUGCCAACGGAGCGGGAGGCUGCGUACCUGCCAGGGCGAGGCCUUCCUGUCCUCGGCAGGACUCAGCACGGGGGCUCUCAUCGCCAUCCUGCUGUGCAUCGUCAUCCUGCUGGCCAUCGUGGUCCUGUUCAUCACGUUAAGGCGGAGCAAGAAGGAGCCUCUCAUCAUCUCGGAGGAGGACGUGCGCGAGAACGUGGUCACGUACGACGACGAGGGCGGCGGCGAGGAGGACACGGAGGCCUUUGACAUCAUCGCCCUGCGCAACCCCGCCGCCGCGGAGGAGCUCAAGUUCCGACGGGACGUGCGUCCGGACGCCAGGCGGCGCGGCGGCGGCAGGGGAGGGCCGUCACGUGGACGUCCCAGCCCCUCGUCCUCCCUGGAACUGAACCAGGUGGACGUGCAGGAGUUCAUCAAACACAGACUGGUGGAAGCCGACGUGGACAGCAGCGUGCCGCCGUAUGACUCCCUCCAGACGUACGCGUAUGAGGGCCAGGGCUCACCCACUGGCUCCAUCAGCUCACUGGAUUCCCCCGAAGCACACUCAGAACAGGACUACACUUACCUAGACGAUUGGGGGCCGCAGUUCCAGAAACUAGCAGAACUCUAUGGAGAGGAAGAGUUGGAGGUGGUGACCUAGCCUAAACUUGCGUGUUAUUUUGCUGUUUGGGGUUGGGUGAGUG
Molecule: messenger RNA, 3083 nt
Organism: Osmerus eperlanus (European smelt)
Lineage: Eukaryota; Metazoa; Chordata; Actinopteri; Osmeriformes; Osmeridae
Product: cadherin-18
Exons: 12
Coding region: 629-3040 (803 amino acids)
Biological process (GO): adherens junction organization; cell-cell adhesion mediated by cadherin; multicellular organism development
Cellular component (GO): adherens junction; catenin complex; plasma membrane
Molecular function (GO): cadherin binding; calcium ion binding
Source: RefSeq, a predicted model, not a curated record